Dioscorea cayenensis subsp. rotundata (Guinea yam) is the source of this 844-nucleotide messenger RNA. RefSeq lists its product as uncharacterized. Lineage: Eukaryota; Viridiplantae; Streptophyta; Magnoliopsida; Dioscoreales; Dioscoreaceae. The record is from RefSeq and is a predicted model, not a curated record. The transcript is spliced from 2 exons. Bases 350 to 730 code for a protein of 126 amino acids.
GUCUUUUCCUUUGUUGGAACAGUGACAAGCAUGGCAUCUUUUAGCUCUUGUCUCUCUCUCUCUUAUUCUUCUUCAACUUCAAUGGCUGAAGCCACUGAGAUAUGUUUGGCAUGCCUUCAUAACCCCACUAUAAUAUUCUUGUGUGACUCUCUAGAUUGAGACUUUGCUAUGCCUUCUCCUUUUAUUCUUUAUCAUUUUCAUAUAUAGCUCUUCCAACCUCCACUCUUCUUCUUCUUCUUCUUCUUAUUCUUCUUCUUCUAUCAUCAUCAUCAUCAUCUCUUUUGUUUUCUGAAUACUUGUAAUAGUUUAUAUCUUUGAUAAGAUAAGUAGCAGACUAGUCUUCUCUAUAAUGGAGAGAGUUCUGAAAAAGUAUGAUAAGGAGAGCAUGAAGAUGACCAUCUUAAAGCAUGAAGAAACAUUCAGAGAACAGGUUCAUGAACUGCAUCGUUUGUAUGGUGUUCAGAAACUUUUAAUGAGUGACAUGCAGAAACAGAAGCAGAUUCAACAGAUAAGACCUCAUUGGACAACAACAACAACAACACUUGAUGAUGAGAAUGAUUUAGAGCUUACUCUGGCAAUAGGAAGAAGUAGCAGAAGUAGAAACACAGAAGAAAGAUCGUCGAGCUUUUCGUCGUCUUCAGUUGAUUCUGCAAGAGUUAAGCUCAGUGUUCAUGACAUGGGAAUGUUUCACAAUGAAAGAAGAUUGGCUUUCAUGUUGAAAGGUCAAUGAGAGGAUUGAAUUCCUGUUAAUUUCUCAUUGUAAUUUGCUCAAUCAGAAGUUUAUCUGAACAUCUUAACAUGAAAUUCAUUACGAAACAUAUAUAUGUAUAUUGUUGAUCUUACA